CCACGCAUAUAAUACGCGGCACGGUCAAGAUCUUGCCCAUGCAGCUGAAAAAUCUCUCAUCGUCGUAACGUGCUACUUGGACUGGCUGAGCCAACGAUGAUUGCAGCUGAAACGUCGUUGUUUAACAUCCCCUCAACCAGCCUCAUGGCGACGACUAGGGAGAAUGCCGCACCAACACCUCAUCGGCGCCCUAGGUUAAACUCGACUAAUGACAAACCGCUUUUGCAGAUCCGGAGCCACUCUCAAUCCCGAUUGAGCCCUUCGCAAAGACUUCACCACCGCACGCGGGGGGGAGCGUUACCUCGGCACCCUCGAGCAGUACUUCAGCGCACCUGGGUCCUCCCACUAGCUCUCACCCUCGUUGUCAUCGCAGUCUACGUUGCAGACCCGAACGAAUCGAAUGUCGCACAUAAAUUCCUGUUUCUUUCAUACAAGCUCGACGAUCAACACGAACACGUCCAAUACGGGAAGGGCCCCCGCGAUAUAGCCUUUGUCAGCUUCUACACUGUCUUUCUCACUUUCAUUCGCGAGUUCAUCAUGGCGAUGGUACUACGGCCACUGGCUCGUUAUUGCGGGAUCAGGUCCCGGGCUAAGCAGGCACGGUUCAUGGAGCAAAUGUACACGGUCUGCUAUUUCGCCUUUGCGGGACUGCUCGGGCUGUACACGAUGAAGCAGUCUCCAGGACUGUGGUACUUUCGGACGAGGGGGAUGUACGAAGGCUAUCCGCACGUGGUUCACACCGCCGUCUUCAAGUUCUACUACCUAUUUCAGGCCGCAUACUGGGCGCAGCAGGCAAUCGUCAUGGCCCUGGGCCAAGAGAAGCCACGCAAGGACUUCAAGGAGCUCAUGGCCCAUCACAUCCUCACGCUGACAUUGAUCUUCCUGAGCUACCGCUUCCACUUCACCUACAUUGGUAUUUUUGUCUAUAUCACACACGAUAUCAGCGACUUGUUCUUGGCGAUAUCCAAAACCCUGAACUAUCUCGACCACCCUGCCCAGUACGCCACCUUCGCCCUCUGCAUCGCCCUCUGGGUCUACCUGCGCCAUUACCUCAACCUGGCCAUCCUGUACUCCGUCGCCACCGAGUACAGCGCAGUCGGUCCGUUCGAGCUGGACUGGGCUGCCCAACAGUACAAAUGCCGGGUGGCGCAGCUUGGGACGCUGGCACUGUUGGCCGCCCUGCAGGGGUUGAACUUGUUUUGGCUCCGCUGUCUGCUGCGGACGGCAUACCGAUACGUGGUGUCGGGGGUCGCGAAGGACGAUCGAUCGGAAGCAGAGGAAGAAGAGGGAGAGGCAGGAGCUGAGAGCAAGGUUGGUGAGGGAAUGGGUGGCCUAGAAGGGAACAAGAGUCAAGAUUUGCGGUAAUGGAUGGCGCGAUGGUGGCAGAGAUGAUAGGAGCACGGUUGUCUUGUGCAGAAAUAUUGGUCGGCUGGGGGGCUCAAAUGACCCAACAACUAUCCCAUCAUCGUAUGUGCCUAGAGGUAAUUAUUAUCUGAUCACAAUGCAAUGCAAACCGACAGAGCUUCCCUAGUUCCUCACAGAAAGCUCCGGGUGGGAGUUGGCCAAUGCCCGACCACAGAUUGACCGCAGAGACACA
This is a messenger RNA of Thermothelomyces thermophilus ATCC 42464, 1597 nucleotides long. RefSeq lists its product as uncharacterized. Gene Ontology annotation, biological process: ceramide biosynthetic process. Gene Ontology annotation, cellular component: membrane. Gene Ontology annotation, molecular function: sphingosine N-acyltransferase activity. The record is from RefSeq and is a predicted model, not a curated record. Bases 97 to 1365 code for a protein of 422 amino acids. The transcript has 2 exons. NCBI's taxonomy places the organism in Eukaryota, Fungi, Ascomycota, Sordariomycetes, Sordariales, Chaetomiaceae.